Messenger RNA from Pseudophryne corroboree (corroboree frog), 3906 nucleotides. RefSeq names its product Ras association domain family member 2 (gene RASSF2). Gene Ontology annotation, cellular component: nucleus; cytoplasm. The coding region runs from base 111 to 1073 and encodes 320 amino acids. NCBI's taxonomy places the organism in Eukaryota, Metazoa, Chordata, Amphibia, Anura, Myobatrachidae. Gene Ontology annotation, biological process: positive regulation of protein kinase activity; regulation of non-canonical NF-kappaB signal transduction; signal transduction. The record is from RefSeq and is a predicted model, not a curated record. The transcript has 11 exons.
ACAGACUUCCCCAUCUUGAGGGGGAGAGACAGCACCCUAGGCAGAUAUACACAGGUCACUAUUUGGCAGAGGGACAAAGCUCUCCCUCCCAUAGACCGAGGGAUGAACACAUGGAGUGGAUGCUGGAGGCAUCACUAGUCCCCUGCGGAAAGGACAAGUACAUUUCCAAGAAUGAGCUGUUGGCACAUCUGAAGAAUUAUAAUCUUUAUUAUGAAGGGCAGAACCUACAGCUGAGACACCGGGAGGAGGAGGGAGAGUUGAUAGUUGAAGGACUGCUCAAUAUAUUUUGGGGUCUAAGACGCCCUAUUCGGCUUCAGAUGCAGGAUGACAAUGAAAGAGUACGCCCACCGCCAUCUUCCACAUCUUGGCAUUCUGGCUGCAAUCUGCUCACUCAGGGAAAAGGCGCUAAACCGGCUAUCAUCCCUGACAUCCAGGUAACAGAUGCCGAUGACACCCCUUGCGCUGCUGAUGAAGAAGGGGAGAAAACAUCACAGGAUGAGACCCCUCAGCUCAUGCGCACACGCAGUGAUGUUGGGAUACGACGGAGGGGUAACUUGCGUACCCCAGGAGAGCAGAGACGGAUCAAACGCCAUCGGUUUUCCAUAAAUGGGCACUUUUACAACCACAAGACAUCUGUGUUCACUCCAGCGUACGGCUCCGUAACCAAUGUGAGGAUAAAUAGCACCAUGUCCACCCCACAGGUCCUGAAACUGCUGCUCAACAAGUUCAAGAUUGAGAAUUCUGCUGCCGAGUUUUCCCUUUACAUAGAGCACACCAGCGGAGAGAAGUGUAAGCUGAAGGACACAGAUUAUCCACUCAUUGCCCGGAUUCUACAAGGUCCAUGUGAACAAGUGUCUAAGGUUUUUCUAAUGGAAAAGGAUCAAGUGGAAGAAGUCACCUAUGAUGUGGCACAGUACAUUAAGUUUGAGAUGCCCGUUCUGAGCAGUUUCAUUCAAAAGCUGAAGGAAGAAGAAGACAGAGAAGUCUCCAAACUGAUGAGGAGGUACACAUCUCUCCGUAUGCUAAUUGAGCAGCGCUUGCAUGAUAUGGUAAACUGCCCUGCGACCAUAUAGACCCCAGAUGUCUGCAUUCCGUGAAUGAGCCCCGGUCACGUGCCUCCGAGCCUCCCUCAGCCAGUUACUACAACAAGGAAGGUAUCCGCUAAGGAAUGUAUUUCUCAAUGGAACGCCAUUCUGCUUCAGCUCUCUAUUAACGGAGGGGUUCUGCACUGCAUUGUAAUGCUUCCAAUCACUCAUUGAUUCAAGUAGUACUGCAUUGCUUCCAGGAAACAGGAAAGAAUGGAUACACAGCCUUCAGUUUGCUGUCCUGUGAUCUUUGUGUAUUACAUUACAUAAUGUAAGUAAAAUUGUACCACAUUGCUGUACAACAGGCGUAGAAAGGACACCGUUUACUUAAUGGAAAAAGGUUACAGGAGGUCAGAUUAUAUUUUUAAUAACAGAAAUGGACCAAGUAUUUUAUGCUGAAUAAGCACGAGACCAAAUUACUGCAAGGUUUGUAAAAACCCCAUGAAUGUAUUUGGAAAAAGUGGCUUCCUCUCCCCACCAGCAUAGUCAGGUCAGUCAGGAGCUAAGGACUAUGGGUUAUGGUGAUGCAGGCACAAUGCGUUUCAGAGUCAAUAGAUGCAUCAUCGCUUGGAGAGUGAUAAAUUGGAGAGAGAAAAAGCACCAGCCAAUCAACUCCUAACUUCCAUGUCACAGGCCCUGUUUGAAAAAUGUCAGUUAGGAGCUGGUUGGCUGGUAGUUUAUCACUUUCCAUUUUAUCACUCUCCAAGCGAUGAUGCAUCUAGCCCAUAAUGUCUGAAAACUGCAGAGAGGUGUAAAAUGUCCAGUUUUAAAGCACAAUGUGUAAAUAAAAUGCAGGUAUGUCUAUUAUGUUGUGAGGACAAUGCCCAUUCAAUAUACGAGCGUGUUUCAUUAUAUAUGAGGUAACAAGACCUCUCAUCGCAUAAAUGUAUUCAGCUCGUACACAUACGUACAGUAUAAUCAAUAGUAUGGCCUUGGUACAGAUUGUUUUUCCACAUUCUGUAGUCCCCAUACUUGUCUAAGCAGUUGUUCCAAUGAUACACCAAUCUAUCUGUCCCAGCAUGGAAGACAUCAGUGUCAGGCGCCUGAAGCCAGGACAUGAUGACUUGCUGAACUUCACUGUCAAUGGCCAAUCGCCUUCCACCCAGGUGCUUCUUCAAUGGUCCAAAGAGAUGGAAAUACUUGGUUCCAGGUCAGAGCUGUAGGGAGGAUGGCCCAGUACCUUCCAAUGGCAUCGCCGUAACUCACACGUGCAGUUGGCUGAGUGUGGCCUGGCGUUAUCGUUCACAAUACUAUGCCUGUUCGCAGCAAUCCAGGUUGUUUCUGAUGAGUUGCCCUCGAUGUGUCACAAUAGAGGAUGCAGAAAUCUGAUAACACUACACACCUCAAUGUUUGGCCAUAUUUUCACCAGCCCUGCCAUCUUACAACUGAUUUUGGGACAGUAUGACUGAUAUGAGGCGCAGUCUAAUGUCUGUGGGAGGAAGCAGUGGUCUACCAGCUCUGGCCAGCCGGAAAAUUAGUAGGAAAUAGAGAACAUUACACAUAGGGCCUAAUUCAGACCUGAUCAGUGCUGUGCGUUUGCGCACAGCAGCCGAUCAGGGCGGAACUGCGCUGGUGCCGCAGUGCCCCGGUGCAUUCCAGGCAGCUGACGGCCGUCUCAGCCCUGCGAUCUCCUCUACCUGAUUGACAGGCAGAGGCGUUCGCUGGGCGGGCUGGCAGCAUUUGCCCGCCGUUUUAGGGGCGCGUUCCAGGAAAUGCCGGCAUGCCUGGAACGUGCAUCACACGCAGCCGCUGCGACCCUCACAGCGACGAGUAGCUUCCUGCCUGCACGCAGGAGCUGCACUGGUAGGGAGCUACUCUUCAAGUACAAAAGCAGCGCCGCUGUGCAAUGCUUUUGUACUUGUGCGGGGGGGUCGGGCCUGACAUGCGGGGCAGACUAGCCCUGUGCUGGGUGUCUCCCCGCAUGUCUGUGUGACUGAUCGUAGAUGUGCUAAAUUUAUCACAUCUACGAUCAGGUCUGAAUUAGGCCAACAGUCUUGUUACCUUACUUAUUGAACCAACCUCAUAGUGUUUUGAAUGUUGCAAGAAAGAGCAACUGGUGUGUGGGGAUUUCCAUUACCUGUCCAGAAGGUACUGAGGGUCUCUUCAUGUAGGAGAGAACUGAAUGGUCUGUUCUGAUACAACACAAGCCUAGCUAAAAGGCCCAUGCAAAUACAAGAUACUGUAUACUCAAACUGCAGGACCAUCUAAGAUAUCAUCUAAGAUCUUCUCAUCUCAAUCCACAUACGGCUGCCCACAUCACUUUCAGGACUGGGGCGCACAGAGGAAGGCAGCUACAAAGUUAUCAGGCUUCUCUUGGGGUCCAGGAGUUGUAGCAAUGACCCUUCCCACUUGGCAGCAUGCAGCUUCUACAGAGGGUGCCCUGGUCUCUUGGUGGCUAUGAGUUAGGGGCCCUGUCCUACUUUGAACACCACUAAAAUGUUUAUAAAGAAUGAAAUAAUGCACUGUAAGAGUUAUUUGUGAAGUACUGCUGGCGCCUUCUGUGAGGUAACUGUCCCUGAUGACAGCCAAAGCACUAUAAAGUACUAGAAGUAUUGUAGUACUUAGAGACACAUUGCUGGAUUGAUGUUGCUGUAUUUAGCCAAGGGGUUUGACAGGCUUAAUGGCCCUGUGUAUUAAUGAAUUGACUAAUGUGAGUGUUUUGUAAUAUUGCUAAACUGUAUGUGCUGAGCCUCUGAAUUAUAUGUCAUGUCUGUGUGUUUUUCUAUCUAACAAAUGUGAAUUUUUGCGACAGGAAAUGUUGAAUUAAUUGCCCAGCUCCCUUUCCCCUUUGAAUAAAGCACUUUGCAGUAACAUUAAUAAA